Molecule: messenger RNA, 1102 nt
Organism: Lentinula edodes (shiitake mushroom)
Lineage: Eukaryota; Fungi; Basidiomycota; Agaricomycetes; Agaricales; Omphalotaceae
Exons: 6
Coding region: 223-975 (250 amino acids)
Source: RefSeq, a predicted model, not a curated record
AGGGGAUGCGUGCGACGGAUCUAUUAGACUAAAAUUUAGCCAACUUCAAGUGCUUAUAAGCGUGCUUCUCCCCAGUGCUUCCCCCGCAGACGGUUUUUGUUCACGCCUCGGCCCUCAAGUCUUAGAGCUGGUUCUCUAGUGAGCACAAGAAAAGAUCUCAUCUCGACAAACAUCAUCUAGCCUACCUCAGAAUACUUCUUUGCCGACUCAUUGUUGAUAAUCAUGCAUGUCUCGUGGUCGUUCCUCCUGCUCCUAGACUCCUUGUCACUGUCGAUAAACUGCGGCGCUUCGCCGCUACCGGACUCCCCCAAGCCAAGUUUGGAAAUGAGAACCUGGGGUAGAAGAGAUGAGCCGCGAAGAGUUCAUCUCGGGUAUAGAUACGUAAACAAGGAAAGUGUUUUGGAUUAUGCGCGCGCAGGGAGGGAGCUAGAAGAGGCAGCCGGAAAUGUCAUAAAGGCAAAUGCUCCUGAAGGAAAAGAGGCAGACUGGGUGAUAGAAGGAACUCUGACAGAAAUAAAGGCCUCCGCGGUAAUACUAGGGGAGGGUGCAUAUCUAACACCUGUAUUGGGUGGAUGGAAGGGGGACUUUGUGUGUGAGGUCUGGGCAGAUUUAGAAAAGUUCAAAGAAACACCAAAUGAGUAUUUGACUGAUGAUAUGAUGGAGAGGUAUUCAGGUCUAGAGGAGGAGUUGGGCAAAAUGCUGUCAAAAAAGCAGAAGAAAAUGGACAGGACUAUUCUUGCUGCGCGACUUAUAGGGGGAUUUCGUUAUGCUAUGCGAAUCCCUCUGUAUUAUCUGAAGCCCUCUCCUCUGACUGGUCGACGAGGGCGUAAGGGUGAUCUUGGAAUUACUGUUCGUUGUGUUUCACAAAAAAACACCCAAGCUCUGUCUAUUCAAAGUCCAGCUGACUGGGGGCAAUGGUGGCCCGAGCUGAAUCCUAGAAAUCUAUACUGGAGGACAAUUUAUCGAUACGUAUGAGUUUUAUGUAGGUACUUAUUGAAUAUCAAGAAGUAAAGUUUAUCAUCGUCUUUUGAUAUUUGUAAAUGAUGGAAAUUUCUUCAAUGGGAGUCUCAGGAGUGUGCAAAUAAGGUUCAAAGGGGUCAAA